This is a messenger RNA of Linum trigynum, 2305 nucleotides long. Lineage: Eukaryota; Viridiplantae; Streptophyta; Magnoliopsida; Malpighiales; Linaceae. The record is from the annotation of a GenBank genome assembly.
CCGCUUUGAAUACAUCCUUGUCGGAUUUGAAUCUUUUUCGGCGCCUUUGAAUACUUGUUCGACCCCUAUGAAUACGUGUUUGUUUAUGUGGAAUACUUGCUGGAAGAUUUUGAAUUAUUAAUUACUGCCGAAUUGUGAUAUAUUUCUAUAUUUGUAGUUGAAUUAUUAGUCCACAAAAUAGUGGUAUUGAAAUAUAAUUAGAUCAGGGUAACAAGGUAAUUUGUAUUUCAUAUUCACAAAUCUAAUCAAACAAAAUCCAUAAUAAAAUCCAACAAGAAAACAAUAGACUUAUUUUACACCAUAAUACCACUAAAUCCAUAUAUCCAAUCUGUGAAGAAAACGACCUCUAAGUAUGGGGAAUUUUUCAUUUGACAAAUUCGGAUCUUACAACAUAACCAAACUAUCAUUUAGAAUGUUUUUCACUAUUUUGUUUGGUUUGUUGAUUGAUUUUCGUCUUCGCGAGAGAAAUCAAGGGGAAGGGUAUUGACAUGGAAGGAAGUUUGAACCUUCUCGAGAGGUCUCAAUCUUUAUCUGGACAUCUGCACUAUGCCAGGAGGACGUGGCAUAGACGUGGUAGGGAGGAGGUUGAUGAGACGGGAGAGCCUCAGGUUGUUCAGGAGGAAGAAACACAGGACCGGCCUCAGCUCCUGGAAGAGGAGGUUGAGCAACCUCGAGCUGACCGGAGGAGAGUUUCGAGGGCAUUGAUGACCCAUAUUGAGCAUGCGUUCCUCAAGGUUGUCUAAUUUAUUUUCCGAGAUCGUCUCCGAUAACUUGAGGGCAUGGAGAUCGGAGAGAAUGAGUGCCUCAACUGGCUUCUCUUUGCUAAGUUUUGAGUGGAUAAGCUAAUCGGUUCCAAGAUCAAGAAUCCAGUUCGACACAGAGUUUUGGAGAUUAACGUCGGGAUCUAUUGGGUUCUCACCCUCGAGUUUCUGAGAACACUAAGGGUGAGGAAGAUCCAGGGCACUACUAUUGAGUAGAGUCCUCGCAUAUACUCAGCAUGGGAAGCCAGGAGCGCGAGAUAACAAUGCGAGAGUUCACUUUUGCUUUCGACAUCUACCCUCCAGAGUUUGUGCAUGAUCCGAUCGACUUCACUUCACUGACUCCAGAGAGAUUGCCCUUUCCUUCUUAACUUCUAUGAUGAAGAGAUGCGACUAGCACACAUCAUGCACUGGGGUGUGAAGUUGUCCAAGGGGAGCAAAGUGUGACCCGAGUUCCGAUUGAUCCAGUACGUCAUUUCUCGAUUAAUAGGAGGGAAAUAUGAGAGCAAGGGAAAUCUCACUUGCAGAGAUAUCCUCUUCAUUUGGAGCAUGUAUGGGGACCAACAGCUCCACCUCGAGCUAUCCAUUCUGCAGAAUCUUCACAAGCAUGAUCCAGACCGAUGGUUGAUGGCUUUGCACGGAGGAGUCUACAUCACUAAGAUAGCUUGAUAGCUCGAUGUCGACUUGACAGCCACAAAAAAAUCCUUUUGAUACCUCCAUCACUCCUGUUACAUUCGACAGCCUGAAGACAUAUCUAAGGACACUAGAGCAGAACAAAGAGGGUGUCUGGUGAGUCCAAGGUACCACUAACACGGUAUUUCUAAAUAGAGUCUGACACUCACUCCCACGAGUAACAAGACAGAGAUCCCAGAGCUCACUUCAGCAACCUCUACAAGCCAGAGCUUUUAUCAAGGCCAGUCGAGCCAAGAACCGACUUCUUCCACAUAUGAGGACGCAGUCAUUAGAGCUCAGCUGGAUCAUUCUGAGAAACCAGAGGAGGGAGGGCGAGGUGAAGAACCAUCUCUCGACUACAACCAUGCCUUGAUGAGGAGGAUUAGCCUCAGUCAAAGUGUCGCCAACUGUCAUCUCAACUGGGUUACAUAACAAGUGGUAGGUUCUACCUCCUCUAAAUGGCUUAAAUUUGUCCGCACACAAGUCGAGUAGUUCGAUGGUCACACACCUAACCUACACGCAUCAAUUAGAUGAGAAUCUAACUAGAAGGGGAUGGUCACCUCGACCUCUAGCUAGCUUUCUUGGUCAAAUAAUCAUGGUAAGAAGCAUUCACACACAUCUAACCCUAAUUAGAAGCAUUAAGCACCCUAGUCAAACUCAAAUACACCAUAAACUCAUGUGUAAAGUAAUGGUAACUCCCCCAUUAUCUAGGUUGAGACUAAGGCAAAUGGGAUACAGAAAAUCCCACACUAAUUUAUGUCUAAGCAAUCUUGACCUAAGGGGAUUGAAUUAUCACCUAGGUUAAGAAUAAAUCUAUCACAAUCAAGUAAUAGUCUUAUGCACAAACAUCAAAUAAAUAUAGAUUAUAGGUUAAU